AUGGGGUUUCGAAUGAAUCCUGAGGGCUUCGCGGGACUUGAAAAUUCCAAGUCCACUACUGUCAGCUGGUGUAAGAUGAUCGCCAGCCAAGGGUCGCGAUCACGGUAUCCUUGGCAGGUGGAUAAAGAGAAGAAAAAGCAGGCUGAGAUUGGGGAAAGGCAAUGUAAGAAGUUUAGGUUUUCUGAUCAGGGUGGUAGUCAACAGCAGAGUGGUAGGAAUGGUGGAAAGUGGUCCAAGAAAAGGGCACAGGAUGCCCAAUCUCAGGUUAGUGGGGCUCAGUCAGCUUUAUCAUAUCCUCUCUGUAGAUUUUUUGGUCAAUUGCAUCAGGGUUACUAUAAUGAAGGAAAGAACAAGUGCUUCAAUUGCGGUCAGCUAGGGCACAUGAUUAGAAACUAUCUUGUUGGUAAGGUUGCUUCUGGGGAAAACAAGAUUCCUGUUACCUCUUCAUCAGCUCUGGUACCAAAGGAUGCACCAUCUAGUUCUGACACUGGUCGGAAUCAUCUUUAUGCUCUCACUACCUGCUAG
Capsicum annuum is the source of this 525-nucleotide messenger RNA. RefSeq lists its product as uncharacterized. Gene Ontology annotation, molecular function: zinc ion binding; nucleic acid binding. The record is from RefSeq and is a predicted model, not a curated record. The transcript has 3 exons. NCBI's taxonomy places the organism in Eukaryota, Viridiplantae, Streptophyta, Magnoliopsida, Solanales, Solanaceae. The coding region runs from base 1 to 525 and encodes 174 amino acids.